UGCAUACCUCUCUUUUACAGAAAAAAAUGUUUGUAUGGAAACUUGCAGCGCUGUUACUCGUUUUCGUAGCAGCUGAGGGUUGCGACAAAACAAAAACGAUCCGGUGCUCCAGUCAUGGCUACAAGUAUGCCGAAUGUAAAGUCCCGGGAGGAUACGGCAACGCCAUUAUCACAAAAACAAGAAUGUUUGUGUGGAAACUUGCAGCGCUGUUACUCGUUUUCGUUGCAGCUGAGAGUUGCGACAUAACAAACACGAUCCGGUGCUCCAGUCAUGGCUACAAGUAUGCCGAAUGCAUCGUCCCGGGAGGAUACGGCAACGCCAUUAUCACAGUCAUCAACAAGUUGUCCCGUUCCAGUUGUACUCUGGGGAGAAGCUAUGGUUACCGCAACGGGAAGCUUUGGGUUGACCGUGGCUGCCGUGCUGUUUUCUCCGUAUGCUUGUGCCGAAAUUUUGUCUCCAUGAACUGCGACAGCUGGAGUUACAAGUUCAAGAGCUGCCCUGUGUCAGGUGCCUCGCGAGUUUCUAAGGUCGCGUUGAAGAGUAAAAGGUCAAGGUCCCCCUGCACAUUGGGAAGAAGUUUUGGAAGCGACAGCAAUUCGAUAUGGGUGGACAGAGGGUGCAGAGCGACGUUUGACGUCUGCUACAAGUAGAAACGUCAGCCUGCAAGAUAAAAACGAUUUGGUUCAUGCACUGUACAUUCAAAAUACUAUUAAACGCUCGUUAUCUGA
Molecule: messenger RNA, 728 nt
Organism: Mya arenaria
Lineage: Eukaryota; Metazoa; Mollusca; Bivalvia; Myida; Myidae
Product: lectin ADEL-like
Exons: 5
Coding region: 27-650 (207 amino acids)
Source: RefSeq, a predicted model, not a curated record